Ictalurus furcatus (blue catfish) is the source of this 1763-nucleotide messenger RNA. RefSeq lists its product as uncharacterized. The coding region runs from base 34 to 1326 and encodes 430 amino acids. Gene Ontology annotation, biological process: fatty acid beta-oxidation using acyl-CoA dehydrogenase. Gene Ontology annotation, molecular function: flavin adenine dinucleotide binding; acyl-CoA dehydrogenase activity. The record is from RefSeq and is a predicted model, not a curated record. The transcript is spliced from 9 exons. Lineage: Eukaryota; Metazoa; Chordata; Actinopteri; Siluriformes; Ictaluridae.
AAGUGCGCAUGCGCGCAGCAAAGUGGCCCGAAAAUGGCACUAGGCGUAAGAGCACUCCGAAUGCACUUUUGUGCAAGUCGCCACUUUCUUAAAACAACUGCAGUUUAUCACCAACGGCACUUCUCGGAAAAUGUGUCCUCCAAAUCUAAGGCCAGUGCCGAGCCGGCUGAUCAUAUUCUCUACACACAGGAGCAUUUUGCACUGAAGGACUCUCUAAGAAAGCUCAUUGAUCAGGAGAUUAACCCUUUUGUGGACAAAUGGGAGGAGGAGGGUCAAUUCCCUGCACACAGAAUUUUCAAGAUCCUCGGGAGUGCUGGAUUUCUGGGAGUCAAUAAACCUGUGGAAUAUGGAGGUCUGGGAUUGGACUUCAGCUACAGUGUGGCUGUGGCAGAGGAACUGGGCAACAUCAACUGCGGAGGCAUUCCCAUGGCCAUCGGUGUUCAGUCUGAUAUGGCUACUCCUGCGCUGGCCAGAUUUGGGUCUGCAGAGCUGAAAAAUGAGUUCUUGCUUCCAUCCAUAAUGGGAGAAAAAGUGGCAUGCCUGGGAGUGAGUGAAGUUGGUGCUGGCUCUGAUGUUGCAAGCAUAAAGACCACAGCUGUGCGUAAAGGAGACGAGUUUGUCAUUAAUGGAGGAAAGAUGUGGACCACCACUGGCACACAAGCAGACUGGAUGUGCCUCUUGGCCAAUACAAGCGAUGGGCCACCACACAGGAACAAGUCUCUCAUCUGCCUACCUAUGAAUCUACCUGGAAUUCAUAUUGCCCGUAAGAUUGAUAAGCUGGGCAUGAGGUCCUCGGACACAGCAGAGGUGUUCUUCGAAGACGUUCGGGUGCCAUGUAAAAACAUCAUAGGUCAAGAGGGAAUGGGCUUCACGUACCAGAUGCUGCAAUUUCAGGAAGAACGUCUUUGGGGAGUGGCCAAUAUAUUAACAAUGAUGGAGAAAGUGGUGCAGGAGACAAUUAACUACACUCGGCAGAGGAAGAUCUUCCAGCAGCCGGUGCUGUACCACCAAGUAGUGCACUUCAGGUUAGCAGAGCUGCAGACUGAGAUCGAGCUCCUGCGCUCUCUGCUGUACCAAUGCACAGCGCUGUACAUUAAGGGCAACGAUGUGACAAAGUUGGCAAGCAUGGCAAAGCUGAAGGCGGGUCGUCUGGCACGUGAGUUGGGAGACAGCUGUUUGCAGUACUGGGGCGGGAUGGGCUUCACCAGUGAUGUCCUUGUCAGCAGGUUCUACAGGGACUCCAGACUGAUGUCAAUAGGUGCAGGAGCAGAUGAAGUCAUGCUCUCAAUCAUUUGCAAGUACAUGGACAUCUUGCCCAGAAAAUAACACCACUAUGCAAUAUCGGUGUUGGUGCGAACAGUGUUCUUAACUCAGUUUGAACUCGAGUGCAAAUCAUUUUAAUGAAGUAGGUUUUCCAUUACAAGAUUAUUAUUGUCACCGAAAAACCCCUCUGGUUUAUUGUUCUAUACCGAAUCUUCAGGAGUGAAAUAACCCUUUUGAGUGAUAGAUAUCAGCUUUUUCACCCUAAAGUGUAGUCUUACUCAUGUUACUUUUAACCAAUGACAUUGUUUGAUGCAGAAAACCAAUUUGGUACAGGAGCAUUUUCAUUUUGGGAACUAUUUUUUUAAAAACCAGUACAAGGUUGUUGUUUUGUUUGAUUGUACAAAGUUCUAGAUAAAACAGAAUUAGUCCAUGGAUGAUUGAUAUUGGUUUGUAUAAUUGUAAAGUGUAUAUAAAACAUUAAAUUACUUUCUUCAACAUUU